UCUCCAGUGACAAGUUUUUGUGUAAUUUUUGUCCAAGUGAAUCGCGUAGUAUUUUGCUGCGAAAAUUCUGUGAGUUUUCAGUGAUUUUGUCGGGUAUAUUUUGUGUAUCAUUGAGAAAGAACAAAUAUUAUUAAGUCUAGUAACAAUGGCAAUGCUAGAAGGAACACUCUCCAAGUGGACAAACGUUAUGAAAGGAUGGCAGUAUCGCUGGUUCGUGCUAGAUGAGUAUGCUGGGCUUCUGUCUUACUACACGUCAAAAGAGAAAAUGAUGAAAGGUGUCCGCCGGGGCUGUGUUCGAUUAAAAGGAGCCGUGAUUGGCAUAGACGAUCAAGACGUAAACACAUUCACCAUUACCGUAGAUCACAAGACGUUCCAUUUUCAGGCACGGGACGCAGAUGAGCGGGAAAAAUGGGUUCGCCGGCUUGAGGACACCAUCCUACGACAUGCAAAUCGGAGCCGGGCUCUGUGGGAGCAACAUUACAGUGGAGGCAGUACCAGUAAUUGCCAAGGUACGCCUGGAUCCAGUUCAAUGCGAACAAAUAAUCUUGCAUUGUUCGAUAGGAAAGUUAGCGAGGCAGACGCUUAUCUACAGCUUAUGAUCGAACAGACAACGAAAAUAGAUAACAGGAUACAAUCGUUAGGGGAAUGCGAAGAAGCAGAAAAGCUUAGAACCAUUUACGAACAUGCUGAUGCGAUGCUGGACAAUAUUAAGCAUUCGAUUGUUCUUCUACAGAUAACUAAGAACACAGCAAAUCCGAUAUACGGUAUCUAUCAGGGUCCGAUGGUUAGUAAAUCGGAAACGGAGACCGAAGCAAGCGACAGCGAUUUGGUGGCCGUCCCGAUGCCGGGUUUGGUGCAGACUGGAAUAGAAGUAGGCUCCGAAUGCAGAGAAAACCGGCGACGCAGCAAUAUAGCACAUUCUUCAAUCGCUGUUCCGGAAACUUCUUACUCCAGCUCGGAGGGAGAGGACGAUUUCUUCGACGCAAACGAUGAUCCAUUCACCUCUAGUCAAGUGAACACACCGACAAGCAAUACCAGAACACUUUCCGAUCCAACCGCUCGUUUGUCCACCGAAGAUCACUUUGCUACCGCCGACGAUAACACAAGCAAUAGCGUUUCGCUCAAAAAGCAGGACAGUCUCGACACAUCCACCGCUUCUGCUAUCCCGAAUGACCUUGGGUACGGUGCGCACGCGGGUUCGCGGAAAUCAUACGACUCCAAAUCGCUGCCAAUACGAAACGAUGGAAGUCUGGACUACGAUGCCUUAUACGAAGACGAAUCGGACAACGAUCUGUCGAUGGAAUCCCAUGGUUCCGUGGUCACACAUCUGCUCUCGCAGGUAAAGAUCGGCAUGGAUCUGACAAAGGUGGUACUGCCGACAUUUAUCCUCGAACGACGGUCACUACUGGAAAUGUAUGCCGACUACUUUGCACAUCCAGAUCUAUUCCUACGGAUUGCCGACCUCGAUGAUCCUCGCGAAAGAAUGAUUCAAGUCGUUCGCUGGUACCUCAGUGCAUACCAUGCUGGCCGGAAGAGUUCAGUAGCCAAGAAGCCAUACAACCCCAUUCUCGGCGAAAUAUUUCAAUGUCACUGGGACACACCCGAAAUGCCAACUGGGGACGACAGCUCCAACAUUGAAGUAAAAAAUGGUCCAGUGCCGUGGUGUCGGAAAGACCAAUUAACGUUUAUGGCCGAACAAGUCUCACACCAUCCUCCAAUUUCAGCGUUUUAUGCUGAGCAUUACAACAAGAAGAUUAGUUUUUCGGCGCACGUUUGGACGAAAUCGAAAUUUCUCGGACUAUCGAUUGGUGUACACAACAUAGGCCAAGGUACCGUAACGCUAUGCGAUCUAAACGAGGAAUACAUCGUCACCUUUCCGAACGGUUACGGCAGAUCUAUUUUGACGGUACCAUGGAUAGAGCUUGGUGGUACCGUAAAUAUCACAUGUCCGCAGACGGGUUAUCAUGCCGAUAUUGAUUUCCUCACCAAGCCCUUCUACGGUGGGAAACGAAACAAGAUCCAGGGCGAGAUUUACAGCCCCAACGAAAAGAAGUCUUUCAUCUCGAUCGUUGGUGAAUGGAGCGGCCUAAUGGAGUACAAAUUCAACGAUGGCAAACAACCAUCCAAGUUUGAAACGUUUGUCGACGUAAAUAGUAUACCGAUCUUCAAAAAGAAGGUACGCCCAGUCGCCGAACAAACGGACAACGAGUCGCGGAAUGUGUGGAAAGAGGUCACUGCCGGAUUGAAAAUGAACGAUAUCGACAAAGCAACGAAUGCAAAAUUCCAGGUAGAGCAAAAACAGCGUAAUGAAGCACGCGAACGGAAGGAAGCCAGUGGCGAAUGGGAAAAUAGGUAUUUCAAACCAGUUGGUGAUUCGUGGAUCUACCAUAAUCCACUGCUACAUAGAUUAACACUAGAGCGACGUGAUAACAAGAGAUAGCAAUCUAACGACGGUAUAUGUACAAGUACUAGCAGGAGUAGACAGUAAAGGUAAAAUAGUAGUGCUACAGUUGUUAUAAAAUUGUGACGAGGAAAACAUCACGAACAUACUAAAACAAAUCAGCAGGAUGUUUAAGAAGUCCUUUACUAUCUUCAAUUUGAUGUUUUGAAGCAUGCGACAUACAACAGUUCACGAAGCAAAUGAUGAAAUAGACUGUUAUUAUUUGAAA
Ochlerotatus camptorhynchus is the source of this 2669-nucleotide messenger RNA. Its product is annotated as oxysterol-binding protein-related protein 9. Gene Ontology annotation, cellular component: membrane; cytosol; intracellular membrane-bounded organelle. Lineage: Eukaryota; Metazoa; Arthropoda; Insecta; Diptera; Culicidae. The transcript has 15 exons. The record is from RefSeq and is a predicted model, not a curated record. The coding region runs from base 146 to 2440 and encodes 764 amino acids. Gene Ontology annotation, molecular function: sterol binding.